UUUUUUAAUAGCAUGACCGGUUCAAAAGUUAUGCGCAAAAAACGGUUUUUCGCACUUUCAUAAAGGGAUACAAAAUGAGGAUGCAGAAAUCAAAAUAAUGUGUUAUGCAGACGAUGCGGCUUUCAUUGCAGAAAGUGAAGAUGACGUACAAAAGUUAUGACACUUAUUCAACCUGACAGCCAAGUCUAAAUAUGGAAAUAUCACCGACCAAAACAAAGGGCUUAACAACAUCAAAAACCCCUUUAAGAUACAAACUGGAACUUGACGGUAGAGUAAUCCAACAGAAAAUGAAAUUUAACUACCUUGGCGUGGAACUUUCGGGCUUUGGGAAUAUUGAGGUGAGAAAUCAAACAACAAAAGCAAUUAGAAUAGCUGGCUAUCUGAAUGCCAUAUGGUGCAAUAAGAGUAGGGGAACGGACGCUAAAUCGAGGAUCUACAAAACCGUAGUGAGGCCAGUGAUAUAUCGAAGAAACCAGGCCAGAAACAGCAAAAACCAAAAGACUCCAAGAGACAGCUGAGAUGAAAAUACUCAACAUAUGAUAUAUCAAAAGCUACAAGAGAAAAUUUUCCAAAACUAGGCCAACCCAAACAUGCUAAAGAAAUUGAGAGUGAUAGAUGCAAGUUAUAAAAUACCUUCAGGUAUUUUUGACUUAAACAUGGCCUGGAUUGGAAGCCAUAAAGAGUGCAUAAACAUAGAGAGCAAGUUAAAUGAUAUAAAGGGAAAAUAUUGUUUAACAACUAUAGGCAUCGACAGCUCAACAGCUUUAAAAAGCAGCAGUUUAAAUGUACAGGGUGCGUUUGAGAAAAUGUACGCCAACUAUAAAACUCUGAAGGACUCUCCCUACAAUCCAGACUUCCAAAUGGCACUAGAACCUUCUGUUGGCAUCUGCAUGCCGCAUAAAUGCAAUAAUGUAGAUCUGGAAAGUAUUUGGUCGUUAUUUUUAUCUGUCAUUCCUUGGAGCGUAACAUGCCAAACGAAAGAAAGCAUCCGACCAAAGUUUACUAUUGAAGUAAUUCUGACCAUAUGUUUUUUUGGAACAUUUGUUUGCCUAAUGGUACUCUCAACCCUAUAUGAUAUAGUUAAAGAGACAAGAAAAGGUAAGCAUAUUAACCAUAUAACUAUCGUAAGCUUUAUACUUACGUCUACAUUGGGCUGAUCUGGUACAAACUAAAAUAAUUAUUUUUUUACUAUU
This is a messenger RNA of Dendroctonus ponderosae (mountain pine beetle), 1193 nucleotides long. RefSeq names its product nose resistant to fluoxetine protein 6-like. The record is from RefSeq and is a predicted model, not a curated record. NCBI's taxonomy places the organism in Eukaryota, Metazoa, Arthropoda, Insecta, Coleoptera, Curculionidae. The transcript is spliced from 4 exons. The coding region runs from base 591 to 1157 and encodes 188 amino acids.